UUUCUUCAUCGUUCAAAAGCUUGAACAUUUCAAACCCUAAAGCUCCCAUUUUUCCAAACCAAAUUUCUCUCUCUGAAUACUAAGUUUUUCUUAUUCUCUUUUGUAUCAAUGGCGUUCAAAAAAACGCUAGUUCAUCGCCUUUUCAAUGCAUACAAAACCACUAAUUUUUCCAUUUCCACAUGCCGUAUUAUUCUUUCAUCCUCAUCCAUGGCAUCCAAAUCAUUGACUACUCCUUGUCCUGAUAAUAAAAUCGCCCCAGAUCCCGGAGACAACGGAACUUUCCGGCGAUUCCUCCACCGCUAUCCAUCUCCGGCGACCUCGACGGAUCUCAGAUCACUACCCUCCGGCGAAAAGCUCAUCGAGAAACUGCGUGAAAUGGACACUGAAAGAAACAGGAUCAGGCUCGAUGGACUCCUGCCGCCGGAAAAGUUGAGGCCAGAGGAGACGUCGGAGGGGAAAUUGACGGUGGAAGAUGCAAGGAAGUUGCUGAAAUUAUCACAAUUGGAGAUGGUGAAAUUGAAGCUAAGGAAAAUCGAAAAAAAUUGUAUUUCGUACUCAGAAUUUGUUCAGAUCUGCUGUGAAUCUUGUUCGAAUAGUACUGAUCAAUGCCUAGAAUUCGCGAAGAUUCUAGAUGUUUCUGGAAGUGUGAUUGUUCUAGGAAACGUUGUGUUCCUCAGACCUGAUCAGGUAGUGAAAACCAUACAAGGCCUAUUACCAAUGCCAUUGGCCAACACAAAUGACCCACAAAUGAUGAAGGAGCUCAAGCAAAUGGAGGAGGAAAAAUCAAUCAUUGACAAGAAAGCUGAGUCAUUGGUCCGUAGAGAGUUGUGGUGUGGGCUAGGCUAUUUUGUCAUUCAGACAGCAGCAUUCAUGAGAUUGACAUUCUGGGAACUUUCAUGGGAUGUCAUGGAACCAAUUUGCUUUUAUGUCACAUCCAUUUACUGCAUGGCUGGUUAUGCUUUCUUCCUUAGGACGUCGAAAGAGCCUUCUUUCGAAGGAUUUUUCCAAAGCCGAUUUGCUGCUAAGCAAAAACGACUUAUGAAGCUUAAGAAUUUCGAUCUUCAAAGGUAUAAUGAGCUCAGAAGAGCAUGUUAUCCUAACUCGUAUUCGCCUCCUGGAAAUACCUUAGCCUUUAAUCCUUUAUCCCUUGAUGUAAACAAGACAGAACUUCACCAUUUACCUGAACAUUUUGCUAGGUAGAAUAGUUUAUUUCAUGAAUAGGGAAGAUUAAAACAAUAUUAUGGUUGCAAAAGAAAGAAGAGACAUCAAUUUUGUCUCUGUUUUUUUUUUUUUCCUUCCCUUCUUGGUUUAGUUUUAUUCUCGGACAAAGUUAACUUUAAUUGUCUAUUAGUGACGGCCAAUGUAUAUGUAUGUGAAAGAGUUUAGGAAUGAAAUGGAGUUCCAAUAACAAUAAGAA
Molecule: messenger RNA, 1417 nt
Organism: Nicotiana tabacum (common tobacco)
Lineage: Eukaryota; Viridiplantae; Streptophyta; Magnoliopsida; Solanales; Solanaceae
Product: calcium uniporter protein 2, mitochondrial-like
Biological process (GO): calcium import into the mitochondrion; mitochondrial calcium ion homeostasis
Cellular component (GO): uniplex complex
Molecular function (GO): uniporter activity; calcium channel activity
Source: RefSeq, a predicted model, not a curated record